AUUUUGGCAGACAUGAAAUAAAUCCAUAUGUUUAUGUGGAGUUACACGCCAUUCCCAGGUAAAUAAGCCUUCACGUUAUGACAGCUCACCAAAAUUACGCAUACCUGGGAGUUGCGUCACACCAAAAGGCGCAAAGACCAGGAGACAGUCUGAGAGACGGAGUGAAGGAAGUCGACGUGAAGCUCAACUUGAAGAAUAGGAAGACGUAAUGAGCACAAUCCCUAUACUUGAAUUCAGGCUGUUGGAUUUUAUCAGACACUUAUAAGGACAAGCUGCAAAAAGAGGAAGAAAUUGAAGGAAUGGAAAAAAUAAUGCCUUGAAGGAUGUUUACCAAUUAAUAAUGGAGAAAAAAAAGGAUAGACAGUAGAUUACAUUCAAUAGGCAGAUUACAACUUACAGAAAUAUCCCCUCUCAGGGGCAUGAAUUGAAGUUUUGGAAGAAGUGCAUCAGUCGGAUAUACGCCAGUGAAAUACUAUAAUUAAUCAGGAAAUUACUAGGAAGAAAUCACAAAAGGUUGAAGCAACAACUAGACACGUGUUUCCUCUUCCGACUGUCCUUGGCUCAGAAUUUUAACAGGUCAAAGUUGAGGACUCAGUGAAGAUAUAGAGAUUGGAUUGUAGAAGACAUAAUCAGUGAUACGGACUAGUACCUACUUCAGAGAUCAUAGCAGAGAGCAGUGUGAAGAAACGAGGAGUGAGCAAGUCAAAGAAAAAUAUAUAUAAAAUGAUAAUGAAGCUGAGAAGAGGGGUGUGUCUUGUGAACACAGACUGAAUUAGCUCCACCUUGUGAUCUGAGUGAAAUAGGAGCUAGACAAAAAUGACCUGAAAAGGUAAAGGUCACCAUGUGAUGCUGAGAAGACAGUAUGGAAAGCCUCUUACCAUGGCUACUUCUGGUUGCUAUGGUAACCGUAUGUUCUCCCAGGUGUUUACCUGAGAUUACAGACCCAAAGCGCCACCUAUACUACAAAAAUGGUGAUCUUCCAAUCAGAUUGGAGAGCAGCAACCGUGUGUCUCACAAGUUGGCUAAUCACAUCCUCAAAAUUUUGCUGGAAGAGAAGGUUAACUACCAGAAGGUUGAGAUUAAAGAUGCUUCAGAUCCUAUGAAUCCUACCAAAAUACUCAAUAGAAUCUCUGGAUGUGUGGAUUCAAAUUGUUCUCGGCGCCAGGACAUUCCCGAGACAAUGGUGAACAUAGAGGUGUGGAUGCCAGCAGGAUUUAACAUGGAACCAUGGGCUGACAAUGACCAUGUCAAAGACUGCGGGCCACUAGGCCCUGUUGGGAGGUAUGGGUGGUACCUUCCAAAUUUCUUUGUAAAGCAAAACUGGAUCCAGCGUAAUCUCAUCACAGACCACUGGAGGGCGCUGCAGUCUAGCAGUGUCACCAGGCUCUUGGACUUAAGCGAUGCAAGAAACGAGCUUCUCAAUUUGGUGCGUAAAACGGAAACUUUAGGUAAAGAAGAGUCUGGCUACUACUGCAGCGCGUCAUACUGCUCUCAGGGACAGUACAGUGGUGCCACCUGUGGUUCUGAACCGUGCGCUGUAUUGGUGUCAGAUAGCGUAGACUCUGAUAUGGAUACCCUGAAGAACCAGAUAGACAAUUUAAACCUGAGUGUAAAAGUUGCCUGGGUCGGCAAGAGGCUGGAACGGUUUGUACACCAGAGAACGAUCAAAGGUAAACCGACGUUAUUCUUCCACUUUACACCCAGCGAACUCACAGCCAGCAACAACUACACAAAUAUCAAAUUCCCUCGAUGUACCAGAUAUCUGGAGCAUCCCAUUGACUGUGAUUUUGAGAUCAACCAGCUUUCCAAGGUAGUGUGGCCGAAGCUGGAGAAGGACGCCGAACCUGCAUUCCAUGUUAUCCAGAAAAUGACUUUCACUCAGCAGCAGUAUAUGGAACUAUUGCAAGAUUUUGAGCACAUAGAUGUCCAUUUUAAUGGCGCUUACCAAGAGGUGGCUUGCCAGUGGGUAAAGAAGAACAGCCACAUUUGGUCGCAAUGGAUUCCGGAAAAUUUGGCAAACAAAACCAAGAUAUAUCUGGGGGGCAUGUUUUCACUGUCACGCCGUCAUUAUUUUGCGCCAGGUGUUUACGUAGCUUCCAAAAUGGCUGCUGAUUUAAUCAAUAACGACACAUCAUUGCUAAAGAACUACAAAUUAGAGGUGGUUAAAAUUGACACCAAGUGUGGACUGAAGGAGGGGCAGAAAGCCUUCAUAGAGAUGCACUACAAUUCCACUUAUAAGUUAGCAGGAAUCCUUGGCCCAGACUGUGCAGAUAUCGUGCGCCCCAUAGCGCGCCUUACCACCACCUACGAUACUGUGAUGAUUAGCUUCAGUGCAGGCAGCAUCCAUCUUGGAAACCGACUCCAUUAUCCAUACUUCUUUAGAACUAUACCACCAGUCAGCGAGUACAGCAAUGUAUAUGCAGAGUUAUUUAAGCUGUUGGACUGGCAACAGGUUGCUGUGCUGACUUACGAAAAGGCAGAGGAAUAUCUGAGUCUUGACAACCCCAUCAAGAUAGUGUAUGAAAAGAAAAUCCCGGCAGACCAUAGCAAGAGAAAUAUCCCAAUGAUGCUGGACGAGAUCAAAUCCAAAAAUGGCAGAAUUAUAAUUGGCACUUUCUACGAAAUGACAAUUGCUCAAGAUGUCAUGUGUGAGGCGUAUAGAAAGGACAUGACUGCUUUCAAGGGGUUCCAGUGGUUCCUGACGGGAUAUUUGGGAGAGGAAUGGUGGGACACUGACUACUACAGAGACAGGGACAAAACUGUGUGUAGUACCAAGGAGAUGUUGGAGGCCGUCAAUGGUUCCAUCUCCAUCAACCAUGCUAUGUAUGACCGCGACGAUGUGAAGGUGGUGGGCAACAUGACAGUCGCCAAGUGGAAGAAAGAACUGGAGAGACACCUGGGACAACAUAAAAGAUACAAAGAUAACCCCCACGUGACGUAUGCCUAUGAUGCUGUCUGGGUGUACGGCAAGGCUCUGGACAGUUUACUGAGCAAAUCUCCCGCUGUGCUAGGAGACUUGACUAAUAAGGAAAAUGCUAAAAAAUUGGUCGAUGAGAUCAGCAAGGUCCACUUCCAAGGUGUGUCAGGGCAGAUAUUUUUUAAGGAAGCUGAUAGGUCAGGAAUUGUGCUCAUAAAACAGUUGAUUCAUAACAAGUCUCGUGUGAUUGGGCGAUAUUUACCCAAACAACUGGAUCUUGAGGAGAAAGAUAUCACGUGGCUGUGGCCUGGUGGGAAGAUCCCAGACGGUCGCCAAGCAAAUUCCAAUCAGCCAGUGUGCAGCAUCGAGGAUUUCCGUGCAGCUCUUGGGGUAUCCUGCGAUGUGGCUUUGGUGAUAGCCAACAUCAUAGGGUUUGGUCUGCUUAUCAUGCUGCUGAUCGUGGUGUUCUCUAUCAUUAAAAGAAGAUAUGACCUGAAAUUCCGCCGUACCAGGGAGAGGAUGGAGGAGCUGGGUCUGCUCUCGGACACCCUGAAUUGGUUGUCCCUCGAUGAGUGGGAGCUCCCCAGAGACAAGGUUGUGCUGAAUCGCAAGCUCGGGGAGGGAGCAUUUGGAACAGUGUACGGCGGAGAGUCCUUCAUAGAUGACAGCUGGGUCGCAGUGGCAGUGAAGACGCUGAAAAUUGGCUCAUCAGUGGAGGAGAAGCUUGAUUUCUUAAGUGAAGCGGAGACGAUGAAGAGAUUCAACCAUGAUAACAUUGUCAGGCUGUUAGGUGUCUGCACCAGGGGAGAGCCAGCCUAUGCUGUCAUGGAGUUCAUGUUAUAUGGUGACCUGAAGACAUAUCUCUUAGCCAGACGACAGCUGGUCGGCAAGACAACCCCAGAGGCGGAGGAUGUGUCCGCGAUCAGGCUGACCGCCAUGGCUCUGGACGUGGCACACGGACUCCAUUACUUGAGCGCCCUGCAUUUUGUACACAGAGAUCUUGCCUGUAGGAACUGUUUGGUUCACAUGAGUAAGACAGUAAAGAUAGGUGACUUUGGGAUGACCAGACCUAUCUUUGACCAUGACUACUACAGGUUUAACAAGAAAGGUAUGCUGCCAGUGAGAUGGAUGUCUCCAGAGAGCCUCACAGACGGGAAAUUCACAUAUAAAUCUGAUAUCUGGAGUUUUGCCAUCUUGUUGUACGAGAUCGUCACGUUUGGCAGCUUUCCAUAUCAGGGCUUGACCAAUAAUCAGGUUUUGGAGUUUGUGAAGAACGGAAAUACGCUGGAGCUUUCAGACCAAGCGUCCCCCAAACUGAAAUUAUUACUGAAAGCCUGUUGGGAGUAUGAACAAAGCAAGAGGCCGGACACCUUGGACAUUAUUGGCAUACUUGAGGCCAAUCCUACGCUCAUAACACCAAUUUUAGAUGCUCCAUUGUCAGCUGUCAUAACGGAGGAGUCCAAAUCACUCAAUAUCAAUAUUCCAGUCAAAAGCAAAUUCGGUGGCAUGGCCCGAAGACGGCAAAUGCUACGCCAAAGCAGCUCCGUCUCACACGAUGGAAGACUGUUGUCGUUUAACGGCGAUGUUGAACCACAUUCGCCAAACGAGCCCUCCUCUCCUGCUGUUAGAGGGGAUCGUGUGCGGCAUGCAACGGGGGAGACGGUGUUCAUCUUUCCUCACAAUUCGGAACACUCGAACCUUGAAAACUUCCAUCUGAGUAACAGCAACAAGAGUAUGCAGAGUUUGAAACUGGCAUGCAGCGACAGGGGCAGCGUACCUAACGGGCUCGUGUGUCACCAGGACUCCAUGGUCGCAGUUGGAGACUCCUCAAAUAACAUGAUCCAGUUGAGUGCACACAGACACUCCCUGGAGGAGAAGGGGGACAGUGACUACUGCAGUGACAAUUCCAAGGAGAUGUGGAAUCACGUCAGUCAGGUAUGACGGGGCGCCUCUCCCCUUGGCCUGCCGACCAGGACACGGGAGGAACAGGUGACCGCUGCUUCGGCAGUGGCGCAAAACGGAGACGGGACGAUGUCCUCUACAUCGGGGACAGAGCCACGUCCCAAGGCCUGGGCGGUUUCCAUAAACAAACUUCCAGUUUGUAGUCAAGGGGAGAGCUUUGUAUGAAGACUUAAUACUUUCAAACAACUUCUGUAUGUAAAUAGAAAUAUGUGUAAAUAGAAAUAUACACAUGGACCUUAUAAAGGUUACAGGUUGUGAAACUUAGUAGAGAUAAGGUGAUGAUUUGACUUACUGAUUGGCCAACGUUUAUAGCAUUGAAAUAGGCCAGUGCUUUGUAAGUUGACCUUUUAAGCAGCAUCAAAGUGGGUGGAAUUGAAAUAGGUCAAGGUCAUUCAAGGCAGUGAAGGUCCAGAUGGAUGUGCUCAUGUUCGCAUUGCAUGGCCUACUUUUUUUAAUGAAGUUUUAGGGACAUGCUUUUGAACUUUGGGAAUAUGUCAUAUAUUUCACUAACAUCAAAGUUUUUAUAUCUCCAAGACCAUAAGAAUACAGGUCAGUAAAUCCACAAUGAAGUGUAGGUCGACAUUAUACAUGAUUUUAGUAUUAAUGUAAGUGGUAAUUGUAAAUAAUUUAACAUUUUGUACAAGAUUAAUAGAAACUGUUAGCUGAAUAAGUGUUUCUGUUAUGAUUUCUGCUGUUUGGUCUACAUGCAGCCCUUAGUCAAUGAGUCAUGACCUUGAAUAAAUAUGUCAAGGUCAACAAGUUUUGAACUUGAAUUCAUGAGUGAAGGUCACCAAGUAUUGACCUUGACACUGAAGUUACCUCAUUAUUUAUGCACAGGCCUUGUACUAGACAAUGCAACUUGAUUGAUACAAAAGUGACCUCCAUUGCCAGGUGGUACGUUAAUGGCUGGAUCCUUUCAACCUGGAAAAAUUUUCAAUUUUUCAGAGGCAUAUAAUUUUGUAAUCAUUAAAAAUAAACUUUUUUUUUUAGCAUUUUGGUGCUUUUACUGCAUAGUAUAGAACUAUUAGGUAGCCUGCUUUUCAAUUGUCUAAUUUGAAGAAUUUAUUGCUUUGAAAAUA
This is a messenger RNA of Lingula anatina, 5958 nucleotides long. RefSeq lists its product as uncharacterized. The record is from RefSeq and is a predicted model, not a curated record. Gene Ontology annotation, biological process: cell surface receptor protein tyrosine kinase signaling pathway; positive regulation of kinase activity; protein phosphorylation. Gene Ontology annotation, cellular component: signaling receptor complex; plasma membrane. Gene Ontology annotation, molecular function: ATP binding; transmembrane receptor protein tyrosine kinase activity. Lineage: Eukaryota; Metazoa; Brachiopoda; Lingulata; Lingulida; Lingulidae.